This is a messenger RNA of Lacerta agilis (Sand lizard), 1302 nucleotides long. It is a transcript of the gene MAB21L3, whose product is annotated as mab-21 like 3. The transcript is spliced from 6 exons. The record is from RefSeq and is a predicted model, not a curated record. Bases 56 to 1147 code for a protein of 363 amino acids. NCBI's taxonomy places the organism in Eukaryota, Metazoa, Chordata, Lepidosauria, Squamata, Lacertidae.
ACCCUGCAGGUACGAAGGAUUUUCCUUGGAGAUAAGUUGAAGACAAGUCCUUGCCAUGAAACCACUCGCAGAAGAAGCUGUAGAACAAUACAUUCAGAAUAAGGUGGACCUGAGGCACCGAGCAGUGGCCAAAACUGUGGAUGAAGUGCAAAAAAUCAUACAACGGCUUACCACCGAAAUUAGCAACAAGGAUUCUCGUUUCCAGCCGAUUUCUAACUCUGGGAUUCAUAACGAAAAUAUGAAGGUCUUAACACCCGGCCAGUUCCUCAUCACCGUCCCCUUGCUUGGCCUGUCUGGGUACAAAGAAGGCCAAGUACGGCACUGGCGCUACUACACGACGCAUGGAGCCAAGCUCCUGUCUCCUGUCAGGGACCCGGAGGAGUUGCAGCAGUGGCUGGAAGUGGAGCAGUUCUCCAAGAGCCUCCAGCAGUGGCACGAGGCAGAUGUGAACAUCGAGGGCGACCUCGUGCCUGCCAAGGUCCUGGCUGUCUUCCGAGAACUUGUGGAGAAAGCGAUCGUAUCUCACAAUCUCGCGGACCGAGUCAGCAUUUUAGAAGGCUUCAGCCCGGUGGUCCAUGUUGCUGUUGAGACAUCUGAUGUCCAGGUUGAGGUUGAGCUGGUUCCAACGAUUGAGAUCCCAACUUGUUGGCCUCAGAAAAUCAAGUGGCCCCGAUGUUUCAAGCGCUGGCCUAGCCAGGAAAAAGUGCAAUGCGUCAAGUCUUUUGGCUUUGACCUCUUGGCCUCUUCCAAUUACCACUGGUACCUGAGCUUCUCGAGAGCUGAGCACAUCCUGAUGCAGGGACUUGAUGAGGACGGCGGUUGCCGCAUGAUGUGCUUCCGGGUUAUGAGGCAGAUGAAGGAAGAUGUCUGGUGUGCAGGAAAUAAGCCAGUCCUCACAGCCUUCCACCUGCAGAUGGUGCUUUUCUGGACGUGCGAGAAGUACCCUCGCUCCAAGGACUGGUCCUGCUUCCGCAAAGGCUUCCUGCGGAUGGUUCGCAAGCUGCACAAAUGUGUGAGCCAGCACUUCCUGAAGCAUUACUUCAUCAAAGGCACCAACCUGCUGAAGUAUGCCAACACCAACGACCUGGAUAUGGUAGCAGGCAAGCUGGCUGUCUUCUUGGAAAACCCUACGCUUCCUCUGGACUGAGAGAGAUGGACAAGCAGACUCCUGAACCAGGUUUUGCCCUGUUCCUUAGUUCCUCCGUGUGGUGAGUAGUGAGGAUAGAGGCAAACGGACCUACAUCUGGGAGCAAACUCUUCUGUCUUCUGCUUCUCCGUGAUUAGUCUCACCUUUUGGAUCUG